AUGACCGUCGAUCGAGGCCGGAAGGGCGGCGGGACGCUGGGCGGAAUGCUGCUGACGAUAUUCGGGCUGCUGCUCGUAGUAUUUCCGGCGGGCUCGGUGAAGCGGGGGGACUUCAAGACGUGUGAGCAGGCAGGCUUCUGCAAGCGGCUACGGGGACGAAGCGACCGAGCACGCUCGCCGGAGUACGCGGCGGGAUGGAAGUCGCCCUACGUGCUGGAGGCGCUGCCGGAGUGGGCCGAGGAGACGAACACCCUGCAUGUCCGGCUGGCCAACGAGCUCGUCCCCGGGAUCGCCUUCGGCCUCAACCUCACCGUGCUUGCCGAGAGCGAGGGCUCCCUGCGCAUCAAGCUCGACGAGCUCGCCGGCCUCCGUCAGCGCUACAACGAGGCCGACAAGUGGACCCUGCUCGGCCAGCCGAAGCUGCUCACCUCCAAGCACAUCAGCAUCGACAUCGGCCAGCACCAAACCCUGCUCACCUGGCCGGGAAACAUCGCGCGCGAGUACCAGUGCCGGCUCCACUACCGGCCCUUCAAGAUCGACCUGCUCAGGGAUGGCCAGCCUCACAUCAUCCUCAACCAGCGCGGCCUGUUCACCAUGGAACACUUCCGGGCCAAGCCGCAGACCAACGACGAAGGCCUGCUCAUCCAGGAACCCGCCGAUCCUGCAGUGCUUUCCACCCCCGAUGAUCUCUAUCCUGGCUUCAAGGAUACCUCCGAGGAGGGCAUGUGGGAAGAGAGUUUCGGCGGACGCACCGACACCAAACCGAAAGGACCUGAAUCUCUGGCACUUGACAUCACCUUCCCCGGAUAUUCGCACGUCUAUGGCAUCCCGGAACAUGCCUCGCCACUGUCACUGAAGACGACCCGGGGCUCUCCGGAGGGCACGAGCCCGGCGGCCUACACGGACCCGUACCGGCUGUGGAACCUGGACGUGUUCGAGUACGAGGCGGACUCGGAGAUGGCGCUGUAUGGGGCGAUCCCGCUGAUGAAGGCCCAUCGGGCGGGCUCGACGGUGGGCGUGUUCUGGCUGAAUGCGGCGGAGACCUGGGUGGAUGUCGAGAAGGCUGAGACGAGUCCGGAGGUGGUUGAGGCCUGGAAGGGACGGACAGAGGCCAGUGCAGCAGGCGCCGACGCGGACGAGGGGCCCACAGGGACGAGCACACAGACUUACUGGAUGAGCGAGUCCGGCAUCCUCGACCUCUUCGUCUUCCUCGGCCCCAGCUCGGCCGAGAUCUUUGCCUCCUUCGCCGCCCUCGUCGGCACCACCCUCCUCCCGCCCUACUUCUCCAUCGCCUACCACCAGUGUCGAUGGAACUACGUCAGCCAGGACGACCUCCUCAGCGUCCUCCACAACUUCGACACCUUCGAUAUCCCCCUCGACGUCAUCUGGCUCGACAUCGAAUACGCCGAAGAGCACAAGUACUUCAUCUGGGAUAAGAGACACUUCCCCGAGCCACUCAAGAUGAUCAAUCAGCUCGAGGCCACCGGCCGUAAGCUGGUGACUAUCGUCGAUCCGCACAUCAAGCGCACCCAAGAUCUGUACGUGUACAAGGAGGCAGUCGAGCUCAACGUGCUGUCCAAGUUGCCCGACGGAUCCGAGUACGAAGGGUGGUGCUGGACGGGCUCGUCGAGCUGGGUGGACUACUUCGACCCUCGCAGCUGGGAUUGGUGGGCCGGACUAUUCAAGUUUGACAAGUACAAGGAGAGCACAAUCAAUGUGCACAAUUGGCUAGAUAUGAAUGAGCCAUCGGUGUUUAACGCCCCGGAAAUCACCAUGCCCCGAGACAACAUCCACCACGGAGGAUGGGAGCACCGAGACCUGCACAACCUGAACGGAAUGGCCAGCCACAACCAAUCUGCCCGAGGGUUGCGCGAGCGGACCGAUCCCCCAAUGAGAGGCUUCGUGCUCUCCCGAUCCUUUUUCGCCGGAAGCCAACGAUACGGGGCGAUCUGGCAAGGCGACAACAUGGGCACCUGGCCCCAUCUGGCGGUCUCGAUCCCGAUGCUGUUGAGCAACAGUAUUGCCGGCAUGGCGUUCAAUGGAGCCGAUGUCGGUGGAUUUUUCGGCAAUCCUUCUCCCGAGCUCUUGGUCCGAUGGUACCAAGCCGGCGCCUUCUUCCCGUUCUUCAGGGCCCAUGCACAUAUCGACACCAAGCGGCGAGAGCCGUACCUUUUUGACGAGCCGGUCAGGGGACAGAUCGUCGACAUGAUCAAGCUAAGAUACAGCCUGCUGCCCAGCUGGUAUACCUUAUUCUUCGAAAACACCCUCACUGGUGCCCCGAUGACAACUCCUCAAUACGUCAUGUUUCCCAAGGACGAGGCUGGGUUCGCUGUGGAUGAUCAGUUUUACUUGGGCUCGACUGGGUUGCUAGUCAAGCCGAUUACUCAAGAAGGCCUUACCUCGACUGAUGUUUAUAUUGCUGAUGAUCAACCGUAUUACAACUAUUUCACUUCGGACAUGUUCCUCGUCGAUCAAGGCAAACACGCUUCUCGGACGUUCACAUUCCCAGCCCCGCUAGGAACGGUGCCGUUGUUCCAGCGUGGAGGCUACAUCGUCACGCGCAGAGACCUGAUCAGACGUGCCGCGCCAUUAAUGUGGAAGGAUCCCAUCACACUGGUCGUUGCGCUUGAUAAGGAGGGACACGCUACUGGGACUCUGUACCUAGACGAUGGCGAAUCGUUCAACCAUGAACGCGGCCAAUUCCUGUACAAGAGGUUCUCGAUCAAGAAGGAGAACUCGGGCAGUUUCACCCUUUCCUCUUCAGACGCAGUCGCCCAAACCCUCAAGUCAACUCACGAAGCUUUGCGUUCUACCUUGGCCCAAUACCAACCUGAUAAUGACUGGAUCAAGAAGAUCAGCUCGGUGGACAUCGACAAAGUGAUUAUCCUGGGAUUGCCCGCCCGCCCAACGUGUGUGAAAGUGAGUGGCAGGAAGGAUGGAUUGCCCUACGAAUAUAGCACCGGGUUGGCGUCUACGGUCACGUCGGCCAAGAUGACUGGGCUGGGCAAACGGGCGAGUGUCUUGGAGAUCAAGAACGCAGCGGCCAAGGUAGUCGACGACUGGUCGAUUGAAGUAGGCUUCAAAGAAACAUGCCCAGUCGAUCAAUCAGCCCUCCAACCGGACCCGUUCGUGAGUCUCCAAUCCGAGCACUGCGCGCCGGGAUACUUCCAAUGCAAGAACGCCGGACACAUCCCCUCGUGCAUCCGAAUCUCGCGAGUCAAUGACGGGAUCUGCGAGCCCGAGUGUUGCGACGGCUCGGACGAGGCGGCGAAUGCCCAUGCAGACUGUCCCAACCGCUGCGAGGCUAUCGGGGCCGCCCACAGGAAGAAGCGCGAGAAACAGAUCCGCAAGUUCAAGGCUGGCAACAGCGAGCGGAAGAACUACAGUCUCUUCGGCCUCAAGGAGAAGGCCCGCUUGGAAGACUCGAUCGGCAGCCUUACCACCCAGAUCGCCGCUCUGGAAGCUAAGGAACGCGAGGCCAAGGCCGAGCUGGACCGCGUCGAGAAAAUCUCCCAGGCGCAAAUCGCGAAGUUGAGGGAGACCAACUUGUUUCGAAAGAUCUCCGGCUUCCAGAACUCCAUCAAACAGUUAAGGUCUCAUAACGAUCAGCUACAGAAAGAUUUAGACCAAUUGAACAACAUCCUGAAGGACCUCAAGGCCGGCUAUAAUCCGAACUACCAAGACAUGGUGGUCAAAGGCGCAGUGAAAGGAUUCGAGGAAUGGGAGGCGGAGAAAGCGAGUGGCGAGUCGACGGAAGCCGAGUCGAGCGACAAAGUAUCGAUCCCGAUGAAUGAAGAGCUGGACGGGAUGGUCAACGAGGACCCGGUGGACAUGAUGACGGCGGAGCAGGGCAUGCUCGGCGGAGGAUAUUCCGGGGCGGAGGCGACGAGUAUGGGCUUCGAUCUGACGGCCUACCUGCCCGCGCCGAUCAAGAAGAUGUAUCUCACCGCAUGCGAAAAGGUCGGCGCCGGGCUGCACACCCUCGGCGUCUUCCCAGGCCGUCCGUCCACCCCGACCGGCUCCGCCGGCACUCCCGCCGACCGCCCCGACGUCGCCAAGGCUAAGGCCCGCUUCAAUGAGGCCCAAAGCGCACGCGAAAACGCACAGACGCAGCUCGAUAAUUCGCGGGCUAAGCUGGCGCUCGAGUGGGGCCCCGACUGGGAAUUCAAGAAGCUCGACCAGACUUGUCUCGAGCUCAACCAUGCCGAAUACAUCUACGAAGUGUGUCUAUUUGGAGAGGCGUACCAAAAGACGAGCGGGGGAGGCCGGACGUCACUAGGACGCUUCUCGCAUUGGAAUACGGAGGCUGAAAAGGGCUCGCGCGAGUAUUACUCCAAGCAGGUCUAUACCAACGGGGCUAAGUGUUGGAACGGGCCUGAGCGAAGUCUACACUUGGAGAUCGGAUGCGGGACGAAGAACGAGCUGCAUUCGGUGAUCGAGCCCGAGAAGUGCGAGUACUUGGUCCGGAUGAGCUCGCCUGCGAUGUGUGUCGACGGGCUCGAUGCGCCCGAGAACGGCGCGCACCUCGACCGUUGGCUCGUGCUUAGGGACGAGCUCUAA
Molecule: messenger RNA, 4560 nt
Organism: Puccinia triticina
Lineage: Eukaryota; Fungi; Basidiomycota; Pucciniomycetes; Pucciniales; Pucciniaceae
Exons: 15
Coding region: 1-4560 (1519 amino acids)
Biological process (GO): N-glycan processing; carbohydrate metabolic process
Cellular component (GO): glucosidase II complex
Molecular function (GO): protein binding; alpha-glucosidase activity; carbohydrate binding
Source: RefSeq, a predicted model, not a curated record